Molecule: messenger RNA, 1923 nt
Organism: Hansenula ciferrii
Lineage: Eukaryota; Fungi; Ascomycota; Saccharomycetes; Phaffomycetales; Wickerhamomycetaceae
Gene: TDA7
Product: Tda7p
Exons: 1
Coding region: 1-1923 (640 amino acids)
Source: RefSeq, a predicted model, not a curated record
AUGUCAAACUCAACAGUUUCAUCGUCCCUCACUACACAUCUGGGAUCAACCAGUACCACAGUGCUAUCUUCAAGUGAUGAUUCCAGUAUAGAUUCAACAUCUUCCACAACAAGUUCUACUUCAAGUUCUUCAUCAUCAAGUUCUAAAAAUAAAGAUUCAAGUAGUUCAACAGAUAUUGUGACACCAACUAUUUCAUCAUUAUCAGAUUGGGAAUCAGAAUCAUCAACAAUAACAGAUUCUUCAUCAAGUCAGAACCCCACCACUACUUUGGAAUCUUCAACUUCUUCAAAUUCAACAGAUGAUUCAAGUUCACGUUCAUUUCAUGCUCAUGGCGGAAGUUCAUUUAGUGUUUCUUUGACAUCUACAUCAAACUCUGAAUCGUUAACAUCAAGUUCAUCAAGCUCAUCCUCAUCGGAAGAACCAUCAUCAACAACAACAUCGUCAUCAUCAUCAUCAACAACAUCAACAACCUCUUCCACAUCAUCAUCAUCAACUGAAACGCAAUCAAGUUCAUCAAGCUUCCAUUCCCAUCCAACGCCAUCAUCAUCAGAAUCUUCUACUUCUUCAUCGAGCUCUUCAACAACUGCCAAAGUAUCAAGUUCAUCACAAGCGCCAUCAUCAAGUUCAAUACAUCUAUCAUCUUCAAACACCCAACAAUCAUCUUCAUCAAUAGCCCAACCUUCAUCUUCAUCUCUAUACGCAGAAGCUUCAUCUUCAUCAUGGGAAAGUUCAAGUUCUUCUGAAUCUCCAUCAUCAACCACAUUUGUCUAUACACAACUAUACGAACUAACGGAUUCAUCAACUACAAUAACUACCGCCAUACCUGUAUCUACAGUGCUGGGUGAUGUUGGUACUUUUUCAUACACUUCAGAUCAAGCUAUAACAACAGAUGCUUCUGCGUUUGCUAAUUAUUUGAAAUUGAAUUCAAAUUCUAAUUCAAAUGAAAACAAUGAAUCUACUGGGACUGCUGAACAAACAAAGGGUAAAAUUGCAGGUUCAGUUAUUGGUUCAGUUGCUGGUGUUUCAUUAAUUUUAUUCUUAGUAUGGUUUUUCGUAUUCAGAAAGAAGAGAUUUGGAGGUUUGGAUAAUUCUGAAAAGGGUUCAUUUACCCAUUCAAUUUCUUCAACAAGAAGAUUAGAAAAUGAUGAUGAUUAUGAAGAUUAUGGUGGAACUUAUCGUAAUUAUAAUGAAAAGACAAGUAAUGAAAUGUCACCAAGUUUAGGGUUUUUCUCAAAAUUUAAUAAAAAAUCAACUUCAUCUUCUUCAUUACCUGAUGAACCAAUGUUAACUUCACAACCUCAAAUACCUCACCGUCCUGCUCCUCCACCUCCAACAAAUGCAACAAACUCAUCAACACAACAAGAUCUUGCUAAUUUGGGGUCAAGUAUACUGAUGGGUCAACAAUUACCAAAUGAACAUACACCAAUAAUCAAUUCUGCCAGUGGUAAUAACAAUAACAAUGUCAAUAACAAUACACGUGGAAUACGACAAGAAGAUAAUCACUUAAGAACCAUAGAUACAGUUUAUGAAGAAACAGAAUCUGAAACCUCAACAUUGGCAAGAAAUCAUUCAACAAGAAAUUCAAUUUAUAAAACUAAUGCAAAUUCUCAACGUUAUCAAAAUGCAGGUUUAACUCCAUAUAUGGCUGAAAAUCCAUUUGAUGAACAAGAAAUUAUUAAAAAACCACCUCCUCCACCACCUGUUAGAAAAGCAAAUCCUGUUCAUUUAUCAGAUGAUCCUCGUCGUUUAGGAAAUUCUGGAUAUGGUUAUGGUUCAAAUAAUGUUAAUAGAUAUUCAACUGAAUCAAAUGCUUCAUCAAUGAAUUCUGAUUCUGAUGGGUCAAGUACUGAUGAAUCUUUUGGAUCUAUUCAAAUUGAUGGUUCUAAUGCAGAUCAUGGUGGAUUUUUCAAAGAAAUGGUUUAA